AUGGCCCGCCAACGCGUCCACAAUGAGCCAUGUGACUCACAAGUCACCGACGACCUGUACGACACAGACGCAUCUUUCUCUGCAGUAGGGGAUGUGGAUGCUGACAACUUCCUUGACGUGGACGAGGAUGUAUCCAGCCCAGAGAGCGACGUGACGGACGUAGAGGACUUCACUGACGACGAUUUCAACGUUGCAGAUCAAGUCCACCUCUUCGCAGGGAAUGUUCAUCCGCCGGAAUACUACCAGAGGGCACUACGAGAGUUCAACAAGAGUGCUUUUGACAGCGGAAAUUACAGUCCUGGAAGCACAGUGCUACUUGACGCAAUCGAGAAGCAGUGGCGGACGUUCUGCACCGACGUAGUGGGACGGGAUCCCCAGACUUGCUUUGAGUCUAUUGAUAUCCGUCUCCUCUACAACUUUUUCGAUUGGUCCUUGAACCAAAUGGUUGGCAAGAAUGGACGGAAAAAAAGGGGAACGAAGAAGAGCAGUUCACUAGGCACAAAUUGGAAGGUCUUUCGUCUUGUGUAUGAGACAGCCAUGGCCGACGUUAGUAAAGCACUCUGUAACCUGACGCUAGACCACGCCAACUCGACCCCAUUCCAAAAGCAUUACCUGGGUCGCGCUGUUCGCGCAGACAUGUGGGGAAUUCUUUGCGGCCAGAAGCCGCAACAAGCACUAUUAAAACAAUCCUGCAGUAUCGGUCAUUCGAUGAGCAAGCGGCGGCCAGUAGAUCUUACUCCUGAGCAAGCGGUGUCUGUUAACACAGAUCCCAACGUGAGGCGGCUUAUAAGACAACUCAAGAACCUACGACUAGGGACGAAACAACAGAUCGAUGCACAGCAGGAACUUCGAAAUCUAAAGCAGAGACUGAAGAAGUUGCUCCUCCAAAAGAUCCGAGAAGACUGGACAGACGAGCAGGCCAUAGAUGACAUAGAACACUAA
This is a messenger RNA of Anthostomella pinea, 942 nucleotides long. The record is from the annotation of a GenBank genome assembly. NCBI's taxonomy places the organism in Eukaryota, Fungi, Ascomycota, Sordariomycetes, Xylariales, Xylariaceae.